GUGACUGGCCCUGGCCCGCACCAGUUUGGCGGGGUACUUGAUUGAUAAGAAAAAAAGAAGUUCAAUGACCUUGGAAGACGAGUACAAACAUCCAAGAUAAGCACCAAAACAACCAGAGCAACUUGUGCAUUCCAACCCCCAUCUGAACAAACACAUCGACUUAAGUCCUCGGCCGUCACCACAGCAGCUGUUGCGCUCCUGCGAAGCUGUGUGUGUGUGUGUGUGUGUGUGUGUGUGUGUGUGUGUGUGUGUGCACUCGAUCCAACGAUUCCGACUCCCUCGAUAAACCACCUUCCACAACCGUCACCAUGGUGAUCCAGCAACCCUCAAAUCAGAUUAAGCUCACCAACGUCUCGCUGGUCCGGCUAAAAAAGGGCAAGAAGCGCUUCGAGAUAGCCUGCUACAAGAACAAGGUUCUCGAAUGGCGCUCCGGCAUCGAGACGGACCUGGACAACGUUCUGCAGAUCCCGUCGGUCUUUCUGAACGUUUCCAAGGGCCAGACUGCGCCCUCGGCCGAGCUCGCCAAAGCCUUCGGCAAGGACAAGUCAGUGGACGACAUCAUCCUCGAGAUCUUGCGCAAGGGGGAACUGCAGGUCGGCGAGAAGGAGCGAACUGCCCAGCUCGAGCGCGUGCACAACGAAGUCGUCUCCAUCGUCGCCAGCAAGCUGGUCGACCCGCGCACCAAGCGCGUCUACACCCCAGGGAUGAUCGAGAAGGCGCUCGACAUGCUCAGCUCCAUGGCUCAUCAGCAACAGCAGCAGCAGCAACAACAACAACAACAACAACAACAACAACAACAACAACAAGAGAAUAGCAGCAACAAGAACAGCAACAGCAAUACCCCGAGCACCACAACCGGCAACGCCCCCGUUACAGGCGAACCAGGCGAAGGCAGACCACGACCCACUCCCUCCGCCGCGGCUCCCAAGCCGACCUGGACGGGCGUGACGACCAACAAGAGCGCCAAGUCGCAGGCGCUCGAAGCGAUGAAGGCGUUGAUUGCGCACCAGCCGAUCCCCGUUGCGCGGGCGCGCAUGCGGCUACGCGUCACCUGCCCGACCAACGUGCUGAAGCAGGCCAUCAAGGCGCCCAAGGCGCCGGCAGGUACGGAUGGGGGAGGGGAUGGGGAGCAGAAGGCACCUGGAACGGUCAAGGACCGGAUCCUUAGUUUCAUUGAGCAGGUUGAAAGCCAGGACGUCAUGGGUUUUGAGUGGGAAAUCGUUGGGUUCGUGGAACCCGGCGCGUUUAAGGGUCUGUCGGACUUUGUCGGCGGCGAAACAAAAGGGCAGGGUAGAGUGGAGGUUCUGGACAUGGCCGUCACUCAUGAAGAUUAAACAACUUCGAACCAGAUACCCCUUUUCUUGGUUCACUCGGUUUGUUUUACAAGGGAGUUUGGAAUCUUACAAAAGAGUAGAAAUGAGGCAUCAGGAUCCAUCAGCUGUCGUGGGCACAUCUCAGUUGGCACAACUCAUUACUUUUCAUAUCCGCGCCUGUAUUGUCAUGCUGUGAAUCAUGGUGGUUCCCUUUUGCAAUCCUGCGAGUUCCCCGACGAAUUGCAGAGACAUUCGCAAGGUAAUAAAAAUCAACCCGUCCCGUCCAUGACCACCCCUUAGCCUUGGGAUAACACCGCCAGAAAGCCAAGCACAGCAAUGCCAAAGAGUGCCGCACGCCGAGAGAAAACCACUUAACCACCCUUCUUCUUGGACACACCGACGGUCCGGCCGCGGCGACCGGUGGUCUUGGUGUGCUGACCACGCACGCGCAGACCCCAGUAGUGACGGAGACCGCGGUGAGCACGGAUCUUCUUCAGGCGCUCAAGAUCCUCACGGAGUUUCGAGUCGACAUUGUUGGCGAGGAUCUGCGAGUCCUUGCCGUCGACGAUAUCGCGCUGCCUGUUGAGGAACCAC
This is a messenger RNA of Thermothelomyces thermophilus ATCC 42464, 1907 nucleotides long. RefSeq lists its product as uncharacterized. Gene Ontology annotation, biological process: ribosome biogenesis; cytosolic ribosome assembly. The transcript has a single exon. NCBI's taxonomy places the organism in Eukaryota, Fungi, Ascomycota, Sordariomycetes, Sordariales, Chaetomiaceae. Bases 309 to 1334 code for a protein of 341 amino acids. The record is from RefSeq and is a predicted model, not a curated record.